AUGGCUCAGCGCUGUCUUUCCGUCCUGCGAAGGCGCCAGUCCCGUCCGAUGAAUGCGCGCGACACCCGUCCAGAAUGCUUGUUACGCGGCUCGGUGCAGGAUUUAGGACAGUGUGAUACUGCAUGCUCAUCCACAAGGCUACCUUGCCGCAGUUGCGCUCGUAGUCGUCCAGUGCUCCAUCUCGAUCUGUUUCAAGGCAUCGCAAAAUCAUGGCGGCUACACCUUCUCACAAGCGUCAUCUCUCACGCUGACCGAGCUGCUCAAACUUGGCAUAUCGUUCGCGCUAUACGCGCACUCCAACGCCUCGAGGCGUUCCACUAUGAGCAGCUCGAGACUUACGAGCCCAAAUCAGGGUCUCUUGUGCGCGAUGUCCAGCUUGCAAGCCUUUCUGGUCUGCAAACCUUUGUCAGCGCAUUCAAGAGGUUCAGGCAGGACGUAAAGUCGAUCCCGGUCUUCGGUUUCGCAUUUCUCGCCCUGCUAUAUGCUGCCAACAACCACGCAGCGUUUGCAGUUUUCCGGCAAGCCGAUCCGGGGACGAUUCAGUUGGUCAAAGGGAGCGGCACGCUCAUAUCUGCCCUAAUUCUCACCCUCUUUCUACUGAGACCAAUCCCAUCACCACAAUGGCUGAUCUUGACUCUGCAAGCAUGCGCUCUCACAGUCACACAAACGGGCAACAUCCACUUGCAUUACUCGAUAUCACUUUAUUUGCUCCUAAUCGCGAUGACCUGCCUCUCCUCUGCUGCUGGCGUCAUCAACGACCAUCUCUGCAAAGCGACAGAAGUAUCGCUGCACGCGCAGAAUGUGGUUCUUUAUUCGAUCGGCGCAGCGACUAACGUCUAUUUCUUUCUAUCAAGACUUGCCCCGGCGGGCUCACCAACCUUCUGGCAGGGUUACGGCUCUUUCGGCGCUGUUAUGCUGAUCCUGAGCAACGCAAGCAUCGGUCUCAUCAUCACGGCCGUGUACAAAUAUGGCGACGCUGUCCUCAAGGGAGUUGCGACUUCGGUCACGAUGGCUCUGAUGCUGUUGAUAUCUGCCGAAUUUUUUGAUGCGCCGGUUACGUGGACAGCGCUCUUUGGCGCCAUCGGCGUUCUUGUCGCAACAUGGGCUUACGUCGGCGCGGGCAAUCUUGCCAAGGCAGCCGCUGCUGCCGAGCCGAAAGUAGGCACCGGUGCCCCAGCUUCGCCUCCUGCGACGCGGCAACGCAGUGGACUUGCAUUGACAGUGUUGAUCUUCAUCGCCGUUGUGAUGUCGCUCUCGGACAGUAAUGCGGUGGCACAUGCGAGUGGGCCGUCGCCAGCAAGACAGGCUCUUGACUUUUUCAACACAACCGUUGCGAUCGUUCGGUACGGAAUACAGCACGGACCGGAGAGGGCGGGCUAUAUGGACCUCUACAGACCGUUCUUCCAAUCGAUGCAUAUCUCGUACAGCGAUCCGCCUACUGGCGAGAUCACUCCAGAGGUAGAUCAUAUCGGCUGGCGGUCUGGUGCGCAUCUGGUCUCGGCCGGGCUCGCAUCGCUUUUGCUUCGUCAAAAUUCGAGUGCAACAGGCGUGCUAUACUUUCACUUCGACGCCUGGAUAGACCCUUUGAGGUUUACGGACAUGCCCCUCGAUAAGUUCUGGAUUCCAUUUUCAGGCAAUCCGCGUACCGGCUGUUAUGUCAUUGACAGCCUUCGGGCACCUCCUCGAGCCUACGACUGGUGGGGCUUCAGGGAUGAGCGACUCGAGGCACCUUUGCCGAAGGCUCUGAAAGAGAUCGCAGAGUUGCCGCAGGCGUAUGUCGUCGACCAGGAAGUCCUUUGCGUCGGCUUCGCAGACAUCUUUUACGUUCCUCAGCGAUGUUUCGAGGAUCUGAUAAGGCUCGCAGCAGUGUUCGAAAAGCACCAUGUCUUCCAUGAGAUCGCUUUAAUCAAUCUCGUUCGAAUCAUCGAAGCGACAUACGCUGCGCGCAACAACGAGAGCGUGAUAUCUUGGCUAGUCCAAGACGACGCAGAUGCGGGGGGCUGCUGGGGCGAUUGUUGCAGACCAGCACCAGAUGCGCAGCCUGACAUUGUGCGUCGAUUCAGAUGCGGACACCGCCUGGAUUUUCUUCGGCCAGACAGUGUUGAGGCUCACUAUGGACCGAUUCGCCAAAUGCUACAAAACGAAUCUGUGGUGUUCAUUAAUUCGGAUGAUAAGCUCGUGGUGCCCAGCGAUACUUAUGCACGCCUUGCCAAUGAUUCCACAGGGACUGCAGGCGCACAACCCGCAGGAAGCGCAUCAAUUGUCAGUCAGUCCGGUAGAGAUAGUCACCAGACAGCACUGCGGAGCUGGCAGUCUCGAUAUCAUGCCCCAGACAACCCCAGCAUGAUCGACUUGCAAUUCUUGCUGCAUUGCGAUCUGCCCCCCAGGCUGCACAACAGCCUGACGCCCGGCGUGUUAGCGAGCUCAAAAAACGGCAGCGCAUGCGUCAACAUCCACCCGCUGGUCUGGCGGUGA
Messenger RNA from Mixia osmundae IAM 14324, 2475 nucleotides. RefSeq lists its product as uncharacterized. Gene Ontology annotation, cellular component: Golgi membrane. The record is from RefSeq and is a predicted model, not a curated record. The transcript has 3 exons. Gene Ontology annotation, molecular function: pyrimidine nucleotide-sugar transmembrane transporter activity. Gene Ontology annotation, biological process: pyrimidine nucleotide-sugar transmembrane transport. Lineage: Eukaryota; Fungi; Basidiomycota; Mixiomycetes; Mixiales; Mixiaceae. The coding region runs from base 1 to 2475 and encodes 824 amino acids.